CACAGACCUACAGAGGUUGUGGAGAAACGCUGCUGAUGCUGUUUUAUUGCUUUCCUAAAAACGUUGUUUUCUUUGCACUGUCUUAAUUUCCUGUUUAGUUUUUGUUAGUUUUCAAUGAAAGUCCGCCUGCUGCCCUGUAUUACACUAACUGAGCUGUGCAGGGUUUGUCUCGUCUGCUUGAAUCCAGACGUGCAGCACAGAACAGGGGACAACCUGUGCCGAGUGUUUCUCUGCUGCAGACAUGAGCUCUCUUUGGCAGCUCAGCGCAUGCGCCGUCUCUCUGUGACCGCCAGGCGGCUCUGCUUCAUCUCCUGUAGAACACAGUUCGGCUUCACCGGAGACUCUCACGUUUUAACUUUUCCUACACACACGCUACACAAACACAACUGUCCAUGUAACAUGACGGGCGACCUGCAUUAGCAGUAAAUUAUGCAACUGAUCGCAGCAAGCAGUGAAUCACUAAAAGGUGCCACUGAAGCUGCCGCGUUGUAUGAAGCACGACUAUUAAUAUAAACCUAAUAUAAAGUUCAGUUUGUGGGUCCGAAGCUCAAACCUUUGACUCAGAAGAGAUUUGAUUUUCAUAUUUUUAAUGCGUAACUUAAACUUGCACCGCAUCCUGCCUUUUCCUGCGCCACUCUCCUAUCUGAUGCGCAGAGACAAACGGGGCCGCGCGCAGCUCUCAGUCUGUACCUGGUGCUUUGUUGUGAUCUGAAGUCAGUGUAACUCUGGGAACACGUCAGAUUAACUGCAGCCUCAGAAGGUGAGAGCUCGUCACCCGCUGCAGGUGACGGUGGUUGACUCGGAACCAACGGACUGACUCUGGAAAUACAUGGAGCGAGUUUUCAAUGAGCAAGUGGUCACAGCGGGUUUGGACCGUUCCGGACCGGGUCGAGGGCUCAGCCUGCGCGCGCUGACCGGCUGUGUCCUGUGCGCGCUCAUCGUCUCCACGCUCCUGGGGAACACGCUGGUGUGCGCCGCCGUCAUCAAGUUCCGCCACCUGCGCUCCAAAGUCACUAACGCGUUCGUCGUCUCGCUGGCGGUGUCAGACCUGUUCGUGGCGGUGCUGGUGAUGCCCUGGAGGGCGGUGUCGGAGGUCGCCGGCAUCUGGCUCUUCGGCCGCUUUUGUGACACCUGGAUCGCCUUCGACAUCAUGUGCUCCACCGCGUCCAUCCUCAACCUGUGCAUCAUCAGCAUGGACCGCUACUGGGCCAUCUCCAGCCCGUUCAGGUACGAGCGCAAGAUGACGCGCAGGUUCGCUCUUCUGAUGAUCGGAGUCGCCUGGACUCUCUCCAUCCUCAUCUCCUUCAUCCCUGUGCAGCUCAACUGGCACCGCGCGGAAAACUCCUCAGCAGACGCUCCAGAGGACUGCAACGCCAGCCUGAACCGGACCUACGCCAUCUCCUCGUCCCUCAUAAGCUUCUACAUCCCCGUGGUGAUCAUGGUGGGGACGUACACGCGUAUUUUCCGCAUCGCCCAAACCCAGAUCAGACGCAUAUCGUCUUUGGAGAGGGCGGCUGGUCCCCGUGCGCAAAAGCACCGGCACAGCGCGUCAGCGCACGACGAAAGCGCACUGAAAACCUCAUUUAAGAGGGAAACGAAGGUUUUAAAGACUCUGUCCAUCAUCAUGGGAGUGUUUGUGUUCUGCUGGUUGCCGUUCUUCGUCCUGAACUGCGUGGUGCCUUUCUGCGACGUGGAACUUAAAGAGCCACCGUGCGUCAGCGACGCCACCUUCAGCAUCUUCGUGUGGUUCGGCUGGGCCAACUCCUCCCUGAACCCCGUCAUUUACGCAUUCAACGCGGACUUCAGGAAGGCGUUCUCCACCAUCCUGGGCUGUAAUAAGUACUGCUCCACGGCCACGGUGGAGACGGUGGACUUCAGCAAUGAGCUGGUGUCUUACCACCACGACACCACCAUGCAGAAGGAGGCCUGCGCCUUGCCGGGCCCCGGGGCGCUGAGAGCUGAGGGAGAGCUGCAGCAGAACUUCGACAAAGUGUCUGUGAUAUCGGUUGAGUCGGCGAACCACAGGAACCUACUGCUUCCCGCCAUGCUGCAGUAUGAGUGUGAGGCAGAGAUCUCUUUAGACAUGAUGCCCUUCAGCUCUUCCAUAGACGGAUACAUUCCAGGCCAAACCCAGGACAUAUGACCUCUGACCCCAUGCAGCUGUUUGCCCGUUCUGGCCAAAGGGCUGCACAGCGUUUUAUGUCCUGAGCUGUAAGACAGCUUUUUGUUUGUGAGGAACCCACUUGUUGUGGAACUGCAUCACCAGCUCGACACACGUGGGUCCUGAUUCCCGCCGCCUCUCGCUGCUUUAAGCUGUGGCUGCAGAAGAGCAAAGGUUUCUGAGGCCUCUCUCCACUUUCAUCUCCUCAGAAGAAGGCCUCCAUUGUUUCAGUCGCUCUGUGAAAUGGGAGCUGCGUCUCACACUCAGCCGACAACAGAGACACAUCUGAACAUUGCACAUUUCCCUUUGCUUUAUGAGAGCUGUUUGUGUAUUUUCUAUGUCAUGAACCUUCAUGCUGGACCUUUCUUUAUUUGUUUUAUUAUUUAUUGUUUGAUACAACACUAUUAUAAAAAUGAUUCUUUGCUGUAGAGUUUACAUUGAUCAGAUCAAAGUAGCUUUAUUUGUACAAAACCUCUGGAAACAGCAAAUCAGUCACAGAAUUCUGCAUAAGGACAAUCUGAGGUUUGACGGAACAUAAACGCUGACUGUUUGUCUCUCAGUCCAUUUGUGGGGCUGAACCUGACAAACCAGUCUCCUUUAUGGCUCGUUAACUGGGCAGUCAGAGUAAAGUUACAGACACACGACUGGAAAGGCUGAUCCCAGUGACUAAACAGUACAGUUCUGGUUCUGAACCCACAAUGGGUUGCUCCUUGAACAGGUCUCAUCCUCAGUUUAAAUGAGACCGAGGCUCAGAGUGAUCAUCAGCUGCACAGGCCUGUGGGCAGAGAGGCGUUCACUGACACUCGGCAACAACAAGGACUGAGAUGGCACAUCAAGCAGUAAACGUGAAGACGUGAAGAGGCUCCAUCUCCCCCGGCUCUGCUUCAGCUUUAUCGCUUCGCUGAUUACUGGAGUGGAAGGUGAAAAGCUGCAGCUCAUCAGACGCCAGCCCUGAGGAGCAGCACUUCAAGUUUAAUGGCUGUGACCGGGUCAGAAUCAGUCCUGGUUCUGGAGGGUGGGGCCAUCGUGUGCCAGCAGCCGUGCAGGGUUGUGUCAGUGAAGACUGCUGGAACCCAGACUUCUGCAGACUUUGGUUUUGUGCCUCAACACUACCCAGCAGGCAUUUCAUUGUUGAGACAACGUUGAGGCAGCAACGUUGGUUUGGGGAGCAGCAGGUCUCAGGUUCAAACCCCCACCAGAGCACCAAGUCUUGAGUUAGACACUUUGCACCAGCUCCCCGGGCGCCUUGCAUGGCAGCCCACUGCUCCCCAAGGGGAUGGGUUCAAUGCAAAAGACCAAUUUUGUUUUUACAUUGUAUGUGAUAAUGGCCAAUAAAGACUUUCUCCUUCUUUUUCUUUUUCCUUAUUAUAAUUAUGGUUGAAUAACCACUGGAUUAUAUUUAGAUUUUGAAAGGUGAAUCAACGUUGAUGGGGAAACGUUAUUUCAAUGUUGCAUUAUGAUUGAGCGUCAACAUUACAUUUACGCUGAUUCACAGUAUGGUCAAUUAUCAACGUUACGUUUACAUUGAUUUAUAUUUUUCAACCUUGCAUUUAUGUUGACU
Messenger RNA from Betta splendens (Siamese fighting fish), 3722 nucleotides. RefSeq names its product D(5)-like dopamine receptor. Gene Ontology annotation, molecular function: G protein-coupled receptor activity. Gene Ontology annotation, cellular component: membrane. Gene Ontology annotation, biological process: adenylate cyclase-activating adrenergic receptor signaling pathway. NCBI's taxonomy places the organism in Eukaryota, Metazoa, Chordata, Actinopteri, Anabantiformes, Osphronemidae. The transcript has a single exon. Bases 830 to 2143 code for a protein of 437 amino acids. The record is from RefSeq and is a predicted model, not a curated record.